AUGCCACCCCAAUCUCUCUCACAAUUUGGACCACCUCCACCAAUGCAAACAGCCUGUACAUGCAUAACAAUUACAGUUCAACAAAAGCCACAGGAUAUUUGUUCAUGCGCUGCUCCGCUUUCAGCUGGUGGCCAAGGAGCUUUUCCGCCUAUGGGGAUGGGUGGCGGAAUGCCUCCACCAAUGAUGGGUGGUGGUGGUCAUAUGCCUCCGCCUCCAUUUAUGCGUGAUCAUCAAUUUGGUGGCAUGUUUGGACCACAGAUGCCGAUGGGAGGUGGUAUGGGUGGGGGUCCUCCACCGUCAAUGAGACCAGGAGGAAUGCCGCCAAUGGGUGGAGGAAUGGGUGGCCCACCACCACCUCAUAUGAUGAGCUCGCCCUCUCCAUUUGAUGGUCCAAUGAUGUCACCUCCAAUGGGAGGAGGACUUCCUCCUCCAGGUGCUGGCAGAGGUCAACCAGUUUGUAUCUGCACACCAAUGCAACAAGAUUGCUGCCCUCCUCCCCCGCCGCCGCCACCCCCACCACCAAUGGCACAUGGCCCAGGGCUAGGACAGCAAAUGCCUCCCCAAGGAACAGCAUUAACAAUUAGUUGCGUUUGUACACCAAUGCGACAAGACGCAUGUUGUCCCCCACAAACACCUCCACCACAAUUUGCUCCACCACCACCGCCAAUGCCGCGGCCGCCCCAAGGCGGAGGACAACCUGUUUGCAUUUGCACACCCAUUCAACAAGAUCCCUGCUGCCCACCACCUCAACAAUUACAGGCAGCCCCAAUGCUCCCACCACCACCAUUCCAACAGCAACAGCCACCGAUGGGUAUGCCACCUUCUUCAAUGACACCACAAUUCCAGCCUCCAAUGGGUGGAGGUCCGAUGGGAGGAAGACCGCCAUUUACUCCACCUCCAUUUGGAGCUGGCAAUCCUCCAUUCCCUCCUCCACCACCCGGUCCUCCCGGAGGAGGAAUGAUGAUGGGUGGAGGCGGUGGACCGAACGCAUGUGUUUGCAUACCAGCUGGCCAUGGAGGAGGGCCUGGAAUGGGAGGUCCUCCACCACCUGGAAUGAUGGGAGGGGGACCAGGAAUGAUGCCUCCACAACCCUGUGCAUGUACUGCAGCAGCUGCGAAACAAAAAACUGAAAGAAAGGUGAAAAAACAAAGACGAAGUGCUUUUCAAUGGCUGAGGCCAGAAGAUCCCAGUACUGAUGAAAAUUUAUAA
Meloidogyne enterolobii is the source of this 1209-nucleotide messenger RNA. The record is from the annotation of a GenBank genome assembly. NCBI's taxonomy places the organism in Eukaryota, Metazoa, Nematoda, Chromadorea, Rhabditida, Meloidogynidae.